Molecule: messenger RNA, 1331 nt
Organism: Salvia hispanica
Lineage: Eukaryota; Viridiplantae; Streptophyta; Magnoliopsida; Lamiales; Lamiaceae
Product: putative protein phosphatase 2C 63
Biological process (GO): protein dephosphorylation
Molecular function (GO): protein serine/threonine phosphatase activity; cation binding
Source: RefSeq, a predicted model, not a curated record
UUGUAGACUCUCUCACUCUUGAAGAUAUUUCUACUGCAUUUCUAGGUCAUGUUGCGAUCCUGCUGUUUCGGCCGCCGAAUUGGCGAUGGCUUGCUCUGGCACUCUGCAUUGAAGCCCCACGCCUCCGGAGAAUUCUCGAUCGCCGUCGCGCAGGCCAAUUCUAACCUAGAGGAUCAGAGCCAGGUCUACACCUCGCCCUCCGCCACCUAUGUCGGAGUUUACGACGGCCACGGCGGUCCCGAAGCCUCUCGAUUCGUCAACCACCACCUCUUCCUUCAUCUCCAAAAAUUUUCCAAGGAGCAAGGAGGACUGUCGACAGAUGUAAUAAAGAGGGCUUUCAACGCAGCUGAAGAGGAUUUUACUCGUUUAGUGAAGAUAUCAUUGCCAACCAAUCCGAAGAUUGCUUCAGUUGGGUCGUGCUGCCUGGUCGGUGCAAUUUCAGACGGUAAAUUGUAUGUUGCAAACUUGGGAGAUUCAAGAGCUGUUCUUGGCCGUAGAGGUUUUGAUGGGGAGAAUAAUUUCGUGUCCGAGAGGCUGUCCACAGAUCAUAAUGUUUCCUCCCAAGAUGUUAGGAGGGAGGUUGAAGCACUUCAUCCUGAUGAUGCACCUGUUGUGGUUUAUUGUCGAGGAGUUUGGAGAAUCAAGGGAAUUAUUCAGGUAUCUAGAUCCAUUGGUGAUGUCUAUUUGAAAAAGCCCGAGUUUCAUAGAGACCCGAUUUUCCAGCAAUACGGGAAUUAUGUCCCCACGAAGCGACCACUUAUGUCAGCUGAACCUUCUAUUGUAACCAGAAAGUUGAGACAAGAAGAUAAGUUUGUCAUUUUCGCCUCUGAUGGUCUGUGGGAGCAACUCAGCGAUGAUGGAGCUGUUCAAAUAGUUUCUAAGUACCCAAGAGCUGGAAUAGCCAAGAGAUUGGUUGCAGCUGCCAUUCAGGAAGCAGCAAAGAAGAGAGAAGUGAGGUACAAGGAUAUCAAGAAGAUCGAGAGGGGAGUCAGGAGGCAUUUUCAUGAUGACAUUACUGUAAUUGUGAUUUACCUUGAUCACCAAAAGCAUAAGCAAGGUGCAGUUGGCUCUACUAUUCCACCUAUUGAUAUCUAUUCCCAUAACUCAGAUGAAGCCAUGGGAAGUUCCGGCGACAAGAUUUUUCCCAAUGAAGAAUCGCAAGCAAAAGUAUCAUACUGAUUACUGGAAAAAAGGGUUAUGUUGUAUAGAGGUUUGGUGUAGAUAAAUUAGUGGAUACAAGGAUUAUAGCUAAUUUUGAAGCGUGGGUUGUAACCUCAAAUACACUCUUUUCUUUCUUCUGAAAUCAGUUAUGGUUAUCGUUUUUGCUGUCA